AUGGCCUUCGAAUCCGUCUCCAUCUCGCUGCCGCAGGCUUCCCUCUUCCAGUUCCCUCCCAAUCCCAACUCGGGUUUUGUACCCCCGCCACCUUCCGGCAGCACAUCCUUCGCCCCGCCAAUUGAUAUCCCAGACCACAUCUACAACGCCGUCCUUGACCCCAAGGUUCCCAUCACCAUCGCCGCCGUCUAUGCGAUAACCGCCAAGGCCCUCAACGCCUACAACAAGUCCACCAACAAGAAGCCUUGGGCUAUCAGCAAGACUCGCGCCUUCCGCUGGUUCGUCAUUGCUCACAAUGUCUUCCUCGCUGUUUACUCGGCCUGGACAUGGUGGGGGAUGCUGGGUACCAUGAAGCGCAGUGUGGUCAGCCCGCUCGGGCCCGAAGGGGUCUCUGGCUUCGUCGACUCCUUGUGCCGGGUCAACGGACCCGCUGGCCUGGGCAAUGCCGCCUUCUUCAACGAUGACACCAACACCUGGCAGACCUUCUCGCCGGAGCCUGUGCUGGACGACCAAGGUGUCCCUAGCCGGUUUGCUGCUGGGCGCAUGUGGAAUGAGGGACUUGCCUUCUACGGCUGGCUCUUCUACCUCAGCAAGUUCUACGAGGUCGUCGACACACUCAUCAUCCUCGCCAAGGGCAAGUACAGCUCGACCCUGCAGACGUACCACCACGCCGGUGCAAUGAUGUGCAUGUGGGCUGGCAUGCACUACAUGUCGGUGCCCAUCUGGAUCUUCGUCUUCUUCAACUCGUUCAUCCACGCCCUCAUGUACACAUACUACACCGUGACUGCCUUCAACAUCCGCGUGCCUGUAUUCAUCAAGCGCACCUUGACGUCGAUGCAGAUCACUCAGUUCCUGGUCGGUGCAUCGUGCGCGAUGGUGCACUCCUUCAUUAACUACACCAUCCCGGUCAUCUCCGGCUCCCAAACCGAUGCCCCUGCCUCUGCCGCCUCUGCCGCCGCCAACGGCUCCGUGGUUGCCGCCACCGGUGGCGUCUUCGACAGCGUCAAGGGCACGUACGCACGCCAAUCUAUGCCCUGCAUCACCUCGAGCGGCGAGACCUUCGCCGUCUGGCUCAACGUCUUCUACCUCGCCCCGCUGACCUACCUCUUCGUCUCCUUCUUCAUCGAGAGUUAUCUCCGCCUCAUGAACGCCAACCAGUCCCGCAGCCGGGGUGGUGUUGAUACCAGCCUCGCCGCCCGCCGCUUGAGCAACAACGUCCAGCUUGCCGAGAAAGCUGGCUGGGAGGCUGCCAAGAAUGUCGAGCGUGAGGUCUACGGUGAGAGCAAGGAGGAGGCGGUUGUGUCCGAGACCAAGAACGUCAGCGGACGGGUGCUACGGAGCAGGAAGUAA
Molecule: messenger RNA, 1350 nt
Organism: Chaetomium globosum CBS 148.51
Lineage: Eukaryota; Fungi; Ascomycota; Sordariomycetes; Sordariales; Chaetomiaceae
Exons: 2
Coding region: 1-1350 (449 amino acids)
Biological process (GO): sphingolipid biosynthetic process; very long-chain fatty acid biosynthetic process; fatty acid elongation, saturated fatty acid
Cellular component (GO): endoplasmic reticulum membrane
Molecular function (GO): fatty acid elongase activity
Source: RefSeq, a predicted model, not a curated record